AUGGUUCUGCAAGAGGAUCUCCAAGCAUUAGUGGCAUUGGGGGGUGUUGAGGAAAAACAAGAUGGAGAGAUCAUUGGUAUGUUCUCUAUGGCUACUGGUGUUCUAUGGGCAUAUCAAGCUGAGGUAAAAGCCAUACAUAAGGCUCUUUCAUUUUGUAAGGAAUUCUCAUUUUCACAGGUUUACAUAGAAAGUGACUCAUCCCUUGCUGUUGGGUGGGUAAUCCGCAAAGAAAACAGACCUUGGGCUCUUUUAAAUGAAUUAAAUGCAAUUGAUUGGCUUAUGAGGGAUGUGGGUUGCUUGGGGGUUUCACAUAUUUAUAGAGAAGCAAAUCCUAUGGUGGAUUACCUCGCGAAACUGGGCUGUGACAGAACCAUGCCAUUAUGGGAGAACUUGGCUUAA
Lotus japonicus is the source of this 399-nucleotide messenger RNA. RefSeq lists its product as uncharacterized. Gene Ontology annotation, molecular function: nucleic acid binding; RNA-DNA hybrid ribonuclease activity. The record is from RefSeq and is a predicted model, not a curated record. Lineage: Eukaryota; Viridiplantae; Streptophyta; Magnoliopsida; Fabales; Fabaceae. Bases 1 to 399 code for a protein of 132 amino acids. The transcript has a single exon.